Dacryopinax primogenitus is the source of this 1509-nucleotide messenger RNA. RefSeq lists its product as uncharacterized. Bases 331 to 1509 code for a protein of 392 amino acids. Gene Ontology annotation, biological process: protein O-linked glycosylation via fucose. The transcript has 4 exons. NCBI's taxonomy places the organism in Eukaryota, Fungi, Basidiomycota, Dacrymycetes, Dacrymycetales, Dacrymycetaceae. The record is from RefSeq and is a predicted model, not a curated record. Gene Ontology annotation, molecular function: peptide-O-fucosyltransferase activity.
CGGGGCUCUCCAUCCAAAGACCCUGCGUUCAAAGCGGGCCCAAGCGGACUCUCACUGCUCCCAACUUUACUGCGCUCUUCCCUUCCUUCUACCCCACUGCCACCUUACUCGGAGGUCGCGACAUCCUAUGAAUCCGGCAGUGGGGCUGAGGCUGGGGCACACAGUGGAUCAUACUUUCCUCCUCGCCUUAACAGGAGAGCCAGAUGGACCAGGUUCGCGCUCCUUGCUGUGUGCUUGGCAUGUAUCGUCCUGGUUGGUGUGAGAAUACAGGGCGUGGAGAAACGUGGAAGUACGGUGGGACCGAGGAAAUGGCUUGGUGGGGGGGACAGAAUGAGACCUUUUGACAUAAGCCAAUAUGUGAAGGGCAAGCCAACUGCACUCUUUCGGGAUAACCUGAGGGAAGACGCGAAGUACAUCACGACAUGGGUGGCGGGUGGCUGGACGAACGACGUAAUGGCGAUCGCACACUUGCUCUUCCUCGCCCACCUGUCUAACCGUGUACCGGUCCUCCCGCGCUUCACUCCCACGCACUUCCCCAAGUCUGCAGGAAUGAUGCGUUUCUCAGACAUUUUCGAUCUGCCCCAGCUAGAAAGGGCGCUCAACAUGCCUAUCUUAGAAUGGGACGAUCUCAAGCUCACCCAGGCGAACGUCAGUUACAUACCACGGGAGGACUUGGGCUGCUGGAGUAGCUGGAUGGCUGGGGGGGAGGAAAACAGAGAGCCAAGGGAGACGGAGAACCCAAGGUUGUUGGGGCUCAAUGUGCAUUAUACUCCCGUUCCACGCGGCAACAAAAUGUACGGUGUCGGCGAUUGGCAUCUCCUGUUCGGUCGUCUCCUGCAGCUGGCCUAUCCCUCUGGCCGCACCGCCGCACUCAAAGAAGUAAAGGCGCUCAAGGUGCUGGAGCCCGACGAGCAAAUGUUGUGCUUCGACUGGCUCUACUACACGGGACUUGACCGAAGCUUCGAAUGGGAGUACGACUACUCCCCUGAAUGGCAGCUUGUUGCACGGCAUAUGCAUUGGAACCUCGUGCUCGAUGCACUGGCCGACGAAUACCUGCGCCGUCACUUCCAUGUCUCCCCAAGCGAUCCCGUUCCACCCUUUAUCUCCGUGCAUGCUAGGAGAGACGAUUUUGGGGAUGGAUGUCCAGGGAGGAACUCGAGCUGCCUUCCGAACUAUGAACAACUGAAGCAAAGGAUUUAUGAGGUGCAGUUUGAGUUGUGGAAGGAAAGAGGGACACAGGUUGAGCGUGUGCUCGUGAUGAGUGAUGAGAAGGACCCACAAUGGUGGGCAGGCAUAGUGGAGAAUGGAUGGGGAAGGAUCGAUCAUACGAAAGAAGGAACGGCAGAACAGCAUGGGUUGUGGUAUGAGAUGCUCCUGGAUGUCGUCUUUCAUUCAAAGGGGACGGGGUUUGUGGGCACUGAUAGCAGCACAAUGUCCUUAUUGGCAGAGAGAAGGGUGAAGGACUGGAAUGGGGGUAGCACUGCGAGGCUGCUGUGGCAUGGCCUAUGA